This is a messenger RNA of Protopterus annectens (West African lungfish), 1076 nucleotides long. RefSeq lists its product as uncharacterized. The transcript is spliced from 7 exons. Lineage: Eukaryota; Metazoa; Chordata; Ceratodontiformes; Protopteridae. The record is from RefSeq and is a predicted model, not a curated record. Bases 111 to 1076 code for a protein of 321 amino acids.
UGCAGGUGGUGAUUGUUUGCAUCUUAUACUCUGGGAGAGGAGUUGUGAGUACCUGAAGCAGUGAGCAUUCUUCUUUUAACAAAUUGUUGGAAAGACAUACUAGCAUUUGAAUGGGGAAGAUGGAGUUUUAUGUAAUUUGGUCUGUAAAAGAUCCCCCAGUACAGCUUAACAGGAAGUGCAGCCCUGUAACCUACCAUACUUUCCUGCCAUCACCUUUACCUGAGCAGUUGGUAGUCUUUGGACUGGGUGAUUGGAAAUCAUCUUGUGGAACAACAGUCUUGGCAGAGGUUUGUGUGAACUCUGAUGUCAAACCUCAGAAGAUUGGAUCACUGUCACCUGAAGUCAGAUGUCUGGUAUGGGAUGGAGAAUGGAGAGUAGAUAUUCUUUUGGCAGUGCUAAAACAGGCUGAGCAAGGUGUUCAGGCUCAGCUAGUACUUACAGCCUCUGGGCAGGACAAGAAGGUUGGCUUUACUAGCACUCCUUCCAAGAACUGCUUUUGGGCUGAACCGAUGAAACUGCCUCUGCAUGUCGACAACAUUUCUCCACUGCUUCCUUCAGAUACAAUUUCAGAGGAUUUAGAAUCACCUGACCUCAUAAGGGAUGAGCACGUUAAGGGUCAGUAUUCACAGCCAGAGGUCAAUGAACAGAUAAAUUUCACAAGAAGCUCCCCUCCAUCUAAAAAGUUAUACAUCUCUGUUAAUGGAGGAGACAGCAUUCAGGCAAUCAAAAUAAAGAAAUUCCAAGAGGAAGAGGAAAUAAUUCAUCAUAGCCCUGCUGGAACAGAGCUGGUCCUCACACGAGAAAAGCUGAUCAAGGCAAAAAGUCGUCUGUCACAAAGAUUUGAAGGAAAUGGAAUUCCACUGAAGGGUCUUGAGGAUGAAUGUGGCACCUGGUUCUCCAGGAGAUUUGCAGUUCAGUUUCCCAGUGUUAUCCACAGUGGGAAAACUGAACCAGAAAUUCUGGAAUUUGAACUGGCAUUUGACAUUGAGGAGGAACUAGAUAUUUUAAAAGUAGUAGUCAUAGCAGCAAUUUUAGCUUUAACGAACAAGUCACCUGCCAUUGAUGGAUUGAAUUAA